GCGCUGGCACUCGUCGACAAUACUCAAGCAACCCGCCCUUGACCACGCCCGUCUUUUUCCUGGCCAAGCACAGCAAAAUGGCGGAUCCCAUUGAUAGCGCUCUCGACCUCCUCCGCCGGCUGGACCCCAAGGACGUCAAGCGCAAUGUCGACCACAUUAUCCAGCUCAAUCCCUCGCUCGAAGAGGACCUGCUCGAGUCGGUCGAUAUUCCCCUGACAGUCAAGAAAUGCUCAAAGACGAAGCGCGACUUUCUGUGCUGCGACUACAACCGCGACGGUGACAGCUGGCGCAGUCCGUGGAGCAACGAGUUCGAGCCGCCCAUUGACGAGGGUGUCACGCCUAGUGAUCGUGUCCGUAAGAUGGAGGUCAAGGCAAACGAGGCUUUUGACGUCUACAGAGAACUGUACUUUGAGGGCGGAAUAUCCAGUGUUUAUCUGUGGGAUAUGGACGAUGGCUUCGCUGGCUGUGUGCUGCUGAAGAAGUCCGUCAGCCCCACCCCGAAGAGCUCCGGCAGCUGGGACAGUAUCCACGUCUUCGAUGCCCAAGAUCGCGCCCGAACAUCGCACUACAAGCUCACAUCGACCGUUAUCCUCUCCCUCGGCACCGACAGUGAGGCACUCGGCGGCCUCGACCUCUCCGGCAAUAUGGUACGCCAGGUUGAAGCCGACAUGGCCGUCGAGGAUGACACCUCGCACGUCGCCAAUAUCGGCAAGAUGGUCGAAGACAUGGAGCUCAAGAUGCGCAAUCUGCUGCAAGAGGUCUACUUUGGCAAGGCCAAAGAUGUUGUUGGAGACCUACGGAGUCUCCAGUCGCUCAGCCAGGCCAACAAAGACCGCGCCACUCAGAGGGAGAUGAUUAACAGCAUGGGCCGAUAGGCAUAGGAGGGCACAUGGUGACGACAAGGUGGACAGGUGCUACAUGUCAUAGAUGGAAUUGAAUGAAUACCAGCUUGAGGGCAACAUGAGGGGUUGAGUCCCGUGACCCAGAUGAAAAGCCUCUCCAAACGUUGUUCUGAUUCUGUUUACUCCACUUGUGAGCAAGUGUUGACCGGUAUUUGCAUUGGACCGUGG
Molecule: messenger RNA, 1070 nt
Organism: Bipolaris sorokiniana ND90Pr
Lineage: Eukaryota; Fungi; Ascomycota; Dothideomycetes; Pleosporales; Pleosporaceae
Exons: 4
Coding region: 78-875 (265 amino acids)
Biological process (GO): cell morphogenesis; barbed-end actin filament capping; actin cytoskeleton organization
Cellular component (GO): cytoplasm; actin cortical patch; F-actin capping protein complex
Molecular function (GO): actin filament binding
Source: RefSeq, a predicted model, not a curated record